This is a messenger RNA of Linum trigynum, 567 nucleotides long. Lineage: Eukaryota; Viridiplantae; Streptophyta; Magnoliopsida; Malpighiales; Linaceae. The record is from the annotation of a GenBank genome assembly.
AUGUCUAGCUGCAUAGAUAUGGUGCCUGAGCAACUCUGCUACAUCCCUUGCAACUUCUGCAAUAUCGUGCUUGCGGUGAGCGUUCCAUGCAGCAAUCUGCUGGACAUAGUUACGGUCCGAUGCGGGCACUGCACCAACCUCUGGUCCGUCAACAUGGCCGCUGCCUUCCAGUACUCUCUCUCUUCCUGGCACCACCAGGGUGGAACUGGAAAUGGAAAUGGGAAUGCCUUUACUAGUAACCAGAACUAUCAUCAUGCUGCUGCUGUUGGUGGUGGAUCGUCUUCGUCUUCUGGCAAAUCGAACCCGGCGCCCAACAAGUUGUCGGCCAGGUCGUUGGCCCCGGCUAAAUUAGCCGAAGAACGAGUCAUCAACCGACCUCCCGAGAAGCGGCAGCGAGUGCCUUCUGCAUACAACCAGUUCAUAAAGGAGGAGAUCCAGAGGAUCAAGGCCAAUAACCCGGAUAUCAGUCACCGUGAGGCUUUUAGUACCGCCGCUAAAAAUUGGGCACACUUCCCUCACAUUCACUUUGGGUUGAUGUUGGAGACUAACAAGAAAACAACCUACUAA